CGGGACCUUCCGGCGCCCCAUGCCUGGCCCAAAGCCACGCCCGGAACCCCUGGCUCAGGUUACCCCUGAGUGGGGUUGCCUCCCAGAAAAUCUUCCUCCCGCGGCUGAGCCCCGCCGUCAGGCUUGUCAAGGCCCCGAGUUUUGGGGGAGGCGCCGUUUCGGAGGGAGUCCUCGUCUACUGCCUCCGCCUGUACCCAUUCCUACUUUGGUCCCCGCGGCUGCACCCUCCUGCUCCGACUCCUCCAAAGAACUCCCCAUUAUCUCCACACUCGCUUCUCCCCCUCACAUGCAGACCCUGCUCUCCCCGCCUGCCCACCAUCCUGACCUGUCGGCGCAAGAAUCCGCGCCUGUCACCAGCCUCCCAGCCGGAGCCCUGGCCUCACCUUCGGCCUCAGCUGUCCCGACUGCCACUAUCCCAGAGCAAAUGCCCUCACCUGUAGCACCCCCGUCUUCCAUCCCUCGUUCCCCCCCGCCCCUCCUGUCUUUUCCCAGUUAGCUGUUUCUCUCCUAGGGAUCUUUCAUCCCACUGCUUCCCAAACUUUACUACGCCUGCGAAUCCCGGGGGGGGGGGGGGGGGGGAGGCAUGUUAUAAAUGCAGGCUCCUGAGUCCCACUGCCAGUGCCGGUGCUGUGGUGGUGGCUGGGGAUGCCCGGGCAUCUGCUCUUGUACAAGCGGUUCAGUGAACCUGCGAACGCCUCUGGCACCUGCGGGCUGCCACUCUCAUUCGCUUGUGGAGGGACCAGAACUAACAUUGCAGUUGCUUAGUGCAGAGUGGUUUAUUUCCUGGGUGCUCCAGCAUGUCGCUUCCACAGCAGAUAAUUCCAUUCUGGGAGGAAGUGACGGGGGAGCGUCAGAGGCCAGGAAGUGACAUUUGGCUUUAGCAAAGGAAGACUCUUGCUUAAAUUCUUGCGUGUUGGUUGUCUCCAAGUCUGUUUCUGGUGACGGGUUUCCCUCCUGUUAACUGACUGGGAACUGGGCUUUCUUGUUCAAGGAAGAAUUUCUUAUAUACAGCUUCAGAGGUCAGGCUGCUGUGGUCUUAGCUGAACCAAGUGUGGGGCAAAUCCCCAAAGUGGCGUUUGAAGCCCAUUUUUUUCUGUGCCACAUUCGGAACAAGGAUGGGGUAAGAACGUAACAGGAAGUCACACCCUCUCUUGCCAUAGGGAAAAAGUACAAUACAGAGAGGUAUUUAUAACAUUGCACUAGGGAAUUUUAUGCCCGGUUCCGAGGUUUUAAAGAGGUUAUAAUUUAGCAAUGCAUGUUUCGUUACACGUUUAUUUAAUGAACAAAUAUUUGAAUGCCUACUCCGUGCCAGGAACUCGGAUAUAGUGGUGAAUUACAGGGUCAAGGCCUUCCCCUUUGGAGCUUUUGUGAGCAAGUGAAUACACGAACGAGAUGUCAGAGAGCAGUGAGUGCUGAGAGGACAGCAAGAUGAGGGCCAGGGCUUGGGGUGACUGGGUGUUUAGAGAAGGCGCCUCGGGCUGCUGUGAGCAGAGACUUCACUGAGAGUGUUCCACACAGAGGAGGUAGCAGGUGUGAGGGAUGGCGCGGGAGAGAUUGGAGGGUUUGAGGAACACACACAGGAGGCUGGAGGGGCUGUAGCCUGGGGAGGGCUGGCAGUAGGAGAGGAUAAUACCGGAUGGAACUGGAGAGUGGCCAGAGCAACUGUUUCUAGAAGCAUGCCUGUAACUGGGGUGGAUGUAGUCUGCAGUGGCUAGUCUCUGGGCUGCAUUCUGAACGGACUGCUCUGCCAGGCUGCUUGUCCUGACCACCCCCUCCAGAACAAUGCAUCAGGGGAGCCAGCUUGUGCUCAGUCCGCAGAGAGGCCGGGGAGAGGGGUGUGGAGUUUAGUCUAAGCACAGAGGCAAGCACAGUGAGUGUUUGUUAUGCCACCUGGGCGUAUCCCACUGUGCUUCCAUUCUGGAAACAGUAACUGAUUUCAAGCAACUAUGUAGUAGACACAGGGACCCACUGAGGCCAGUGUAGGUGGUGUGCGUGAGAAACUUGAUGUUUGGUGUAACAGUGAACAAGGGGUGGGAGCAGGUUUUGUACAGGUAUAUAUGAGUAACAGGUAAACUAGAGUCACAGGAAGGCCUAAUUCAUCUGUAUCGGGCACUUUGACACUGAGGUUGGAACAGACCCACGUGUGGAAAUAGCACGUGUGGGCUGUUUCACAAGCAUUGGGGGUGGGGUUGUGUAAAUGCAAUCUGGAGUGUAUGGGAUUCUGAGAUAAGUCUUAAAGAGGAACUGAGCGCGUGGCUUCAGUGGCUGUGGGAAUUGCCUGGGUUUUUAGUUUGUUUUUCGGUUUUGAAAGGGUUUUGUGUACAAGUUUAGGUGAUGUUCAUGGACUCCCUUCCUUCUCUUUCGUUGGAGAAUGGCUUUUCCCCAGGGUUAGGCUGCCACCUCCCAGGUCUGGGGGCACAGCGGGUGUUUCUGAACCUGCAGGGCCAGGCUUCUCCCGCUGUAGACAGCUGGUGUAGAUAACGUUCUCUGCUUUUCCUGCCUGCCUUCUGCCUUGGAGUUAGACGACAGGGACAGGGACAGGGAAGAGGCAUCUGAAUUGAGAAGCAGGCUCAUGGCACACUUUUUAUCGAAAAUGUCUCUUGGGACUGUUUUGGUGGCACUUGAGAAAUGGUCAUUGAGUACGUUAACAGGCAUCUUAACAGUCUGGAAACUUCAAUUUAGAGAAUAAAGCCUUGUAAUUCUCUCACAGGUAUCUUCAUUCACAUUGUUUUGAUUUGGGUUUGGUUUUUCAUAUAGCCUAAAAACCAUCCGGUGAAAGCGUGUGUUUCAGUAUUUGCAAGAUUCUGCUGCAUUCGCCACUGCCUAGCUCCACAGCAUUCCCAUCACCCCAGGAAGAAACACUGGGAGGAGCUCCUCACCUCUCCUUCCCCAGCCCCUGCAACCACUGAUUGACCUUCUGUCUCAGUCGAUUUGCCUCUUUUGGUAAUUUUACAUAAAGGGAAUUUUAUAGUAUGUGGUCUUUUGUGUUUAGCUUUUUUUUUUUUUUAAGUGUUUGUUUGCAAGUCAGAGACAGACAAACAGCUCUGUCUGCUAGUUCCCUCCGUGAAGGCCCGCAGUGCUGGGUCUGGACUGUGCUGAAGCCAGGUAUUGGGAGCUCAGUCCAGGUCUCCCAGGUGAGUGGCAGAGACCAUCACCUGCUGACUCCCAGGUGUGCAUUGGGAAGAAGCUGGAAUCCAGAGCAGGGCCAAGAAUCCAGUCACAGUGAUACAGGGUGCAGGCACCUCAGCCAGUGGGUUACCCGCUGGGCCACACACCUGCCUUGCACUUCUUUUACUUAGCAUAUUGUUUUCAGAAUUCAUUCAUGUUGCAUGUAUGAGUACUUCAUUCCUUUGUGUUGCCAAAUAAAAUUCCAUUGUGUGGAUACACCGCAGUUUAUUUACGCGUAUACCAGCUGAUGGACGUUUGAGAUUGUUUCCACUCUGGGGCUGUUAUGUACAAGACAGUGCUGAUAUGAACAUUGGUCUUUGUGUGAACAUGUUUUCACUUGUCUUGGGUAUAUACCCAGGAGGGCACUUGCUGGAUCGGUCCAUACUGUUUUGAGGUUCCUUGGGUUUUGAUCCAGUCCAGAAGGAGAGGAAUUGACUGAGUGUUAUCAGGUCUCCUUCGGGUGAUGGAGGCAGUGCUAAGCGGGGCCCAGCCCCAGUUAGAAGCACAGGAACUGUUUUUAGUUGGAAAUUGGUGCCAGCUUUAGGAUAGCUGUAUGGUGUGGUCCUGGAACAGAAGGCAGGACUCUGCCACUCGUCUUAGACUUAGGAAGUUUCUAGCUUCUCUGGUCCUGGUGCAUGUUGAGCAUCCUCUUAUUCAGAGGAGCACUGGGAGCAGGAGUCAGCAGCUUGGGCUUGGCCCCAGCACUGUCCUGAUUCACUCCGUGGCCUAGCUCACAUUACUUUGGCUUUGUCGGUGUAUUUUCCACAUGUGUCAUCUGUGAAUAAAUAAAAUUUGGACUUGAUGAACUCUAAAUUCCAAGCUGAAAAUUCUGUGAUUUAGAAUCCUUUUGCUAGGACCGGUGCUGUGGCACAGCGGGUUAAAGCCCUGGCCUGAAGCGCCAGCAUUCCAUAUGGGCACCGGUUCUAAUCCCGGAAUGAAGUUCUUGUGUAUUUUAUGAGCAGGGACAGCCAUCAACACGUAGGGGUGAGUGCUUAUGGUGAUGGGGGAAGGAGUGUGAGGAAGCUGUGAGCGGGAGGGGGCAGUAGACAAAGCACCAAUAGCAGGCAUUUGGUGGACACUCAACAUGCACUCAACUCAAGAUGCCGCCUGGUUGGGGCUGGCUUUGUUGUAUGGUGGGUAAAGCCACUGCCUGUGACACCAGUGUCCCAUACAGGUGCCAGUUCAUGUCCUGAUUGCGCGUCUUCCGAUCCAGCUCUCUGCUAUGGCCUGGGAUAGCAGUAGAAGAUGGCUCAAGUCCUUGGGCCCCUGCACCCACAUGGGAGACCCAGAAGAGGCUCCUGACUCCUGGCUUCGGAUCGGCGCAGCUCCGGCUGUUGCGGCCAUCUGGGGAGUGAGCCAGUGGAUGGAAGACCUCUCUCUGUCUUUACCUCUCUCUGUAACUCUGUAUUUCAAAUAAAUAAAAUAAAUCUUUUUUAAAAAAUACUUUUGCUAAUAUCGAAUCAUAUUUUUUGCCUAUCAAAUCAUAUUCUAUUUUUUUAAAGAUUUAUUUUUAUUUAUUUAUUUAUUUGAAAGGCAGAGUUACAGAGAGGCAGAGAGAGGUCUUCCAUCCGCUGAUUCACUCCCCAAAUGGCUGCAAUUGCUGGGCCAAUCCAAAGCCAAGCACCCGGAGCUUCCUCCAGGUCGCAGGUGCAGGCCCAAGAAUUUAGGUCGUCUUCCACUGCUCUCCCAGGCAAUAGCAGAGAGCUGGAUCAGAAGUGGAGCAGCUAGGACUUGAACCAGCGCCCAUAUGGGAUGCCAGCACUGCAGGCAGUGGCUUUACCCACUACGCCACAGCGCCAGCCCCUAACUAUUUUUUAUAUUAUCGUAGUCUCUUGUGAUCUUCCUAGCUGUUACCUUGGGUUGGUUGUGUUGUCUCUCUGUCCCCUUGAGUGGUCCCACGUGGCACAUAUUCUGCAAGAGCCACUGGGUCCUUGGAGCUGAGACAUGGACACAGGCCUUGAUUAGAUGUAUUUCUCUGAGGAGUCCCACUAAAGGAAUGCCCUUAAUCCCGUCAGCAAGUAGAAAGUGGGCAGAGACUGCAUUAAGUUGUGACUUAAUUUCUCUUUUACAACUUGGAGAAAAGUUCCUCUUUGAUCUUUGCAUUAAAGGAACAGGUUGCAGGUAUGUUGGAAAAGGUUGAGUGUUGGGCUCUGAAUAUUGCCAUGGUGGUGGGAAGGACCCGGAUGAGCAGGGCCAUCUGGCCACAGAUGAAUGAUAGGAGCCAAGCCUGUCCAAACUCGCUUUGACCCCUGAACUUUUUGGCUGACACUAGUGUUUCCCAAGUGAGACCUGGAUGGGGGUUCCCAGGACUUCAUAAGAUUUAUUUAUUUACUUGAGAGGUAGAGUUACAGACACAGAGAGGGGUAUUCCAACUGCUGAUUCACUCCCCCAAACAGCCACAAUGGCUGGAGCUGCACCAGUCCGAAGCCAGGAGCUUCUUCUGGGUCUCUCAUGAGGGUGCAGGGGCCCAAGCGCUUAGGCCAAGCACCCAGGCCAUAGCAGAUAGCUGGAUUGGAAGUAGAACAGCGGGGACUCGAGCUGGUACCCAUAUAGGAUGCCCACACCAAAGGCAGAUGCUUAACCUACUACGCCACAGCAGUGGCUCCUGUUCAUUGCUUCUUUCCUUCUUCAUUGCCUUCCUAAUGUGGUUUCUCACCAAUGCCUGAUGCCUUAAACUGCAUUAAUUCACCUAUGGUCCAUGUGGAAAACAGACCAACAAAGCCAGAGUAACUUGAGCCAGGCCACAGAUCAGGCCGCUGACUCCUGUUCCAGGGGCUUCUUCCUGGGUCCAUUGAUGUUCACCCAUACAUGAGGUCCAUUAAGCUGCCAUAGUUGGACAGACCUCCCAGGCUUUGAAAUCCCAUUCUAAGGUUUGGGGUACGAACCUGGGCUAGAAUCCCAGUCUGACACUGAUUAUGUUUGUGACUUUGACCUGGUAUAGUGACUUUGGGCAAACUAUUUACUUCUUUAAGCUUCACUAAUCUUAUUUUAUACGUAUAAUAAAAUUCACCAUUGUAACCAUUGUUAAAGGUGCAGUUCAGUGGCACUAAGUGCAUUCAGAUUCUUGUGUAACCAUCACCAUCCAUCUCCAGAACUUUUCUUACCAUCUGUUAGGGAAUCGAUUUCCUUACUCUUAAAAUGGGGACGCUACUCUUCCUCAGAGGGCUGACGUGGUUAAGUAAAUGGAUGUGAGACCACAGUGCCCAGCACAGAGGUGGUGCUCUGUCACUUUACGCCAGAGUCUGGAAUGUUCCUGGGUGAACUCUCCAGGCCUGUUGCUGGCCCAGCGGAGAGUUCUUUAGAAGUACUCAAGAGGAAGAGCGAAGGAGAGUGCGUGCCUGUGCUUGCUGGCCUCAGGAUUUCAGUUGCUGGAGCCCGGUUGCCUGUGGAUGCUAGUUUCCCCAGGACCUCAUGCUGCCUGUUUUUCCUACUCUCAAAUACCAGUUUCUGGGUGUUUUGUGUGUCUCUGCACAACAGCUCUUCCAGCGUCCAGGAGCUCUGAAAUUAAUGCUGCUUUUCUCAGUCUCCAGCAGAUGAUUUGGUCUUGGGCUUUUUCCUCCCCAUCUUGGAGUUCAUUAGCUCCACGGGGCUGCUUUAGCUGCCAGUAGCCUUCAUUCUGUGCCUGUGUGGCUGAAUUCUUAGGGAGCGUUAACUAGUUGGGUAAUAGAUUUCCGUUAAUUGUUGGCAAAUUCUGCCCCAAAGCCUUGGUUCUCUGUUCUUUCUCUCUAUCCCUCCUUCUUAGUCUGGGGAACAGUUACUGACGGUCUUAAAAUGGUGAUUGUAUCUUUGAGGAAGGAAAAGAAAAAUCUAGCCGUCUGUUAAGGAGGUGCUAUUGCUUCAAAGGCAUGAACAGGAAGCAAAAGGGCCAUUCGGAUUGGCCAGACUGGAUUGCCAGCGGGUGCUAGGGCUCCUGAAAAUAAACAGUUAACCCUGGUCACAGAGAAAUGUGAGUGAAUGAAGUAAUUUCAGUUGUCAGGGGGAAGUUCCUAUUUUUUUAGAGGAAGUUAAUUGUUCACACCUUUCAAACUGGGUGGGGCCAGUGUCCCAGGGCAAGGGGUGCUUUGUAGUCCUGGCAGCCUGUCAUUAGGCGGCUGUUUGGCAGAGGCUUUUUUUCUGAAUGUGCAGCCCUCAAGAAUAAAACACAGAGGGAGGGAAAGACCUUGAUUCUUGGGUAUCUUGAGCCCUCUAACUUUCCAGGUCACCAGUCCUUUGCCAGUGAUGGAGUGUCAGAUGACGGCACACGGGCUUCUAGAUUGCCAUCAGCUUUUGCUUGACUUGAUGCCUUUGCAGUCUUGUGACUUGGAAGCCAGUGGAAGCAAAAUGAUGUCAAAUGAGCUGGUACUCACCUCUUAGGACACCCACUCCUUUUAUGGCUCUGAACAUGCCAAAGGUGCUUGCUGAACACUUACCUCUCUUUUCCUACUGAACUUCAUAUGGGAGUUCCUGAAGUGAUCAAUUAAAAAUUAAAGAGAGGGGGCCAGCAGUGUGGUGCAGUGGGUUAGAGCUGCGGCCUUCAGCGCCGGCAUCUCAUAUGGGCUCCACUUUGAGUCCCGGCUGCUCCCCUUCCGAUCCAGCUCUCUGCUAUGGCCUGGGAAAGCAGUAGAAGAUGGCCCAAGUCCUUGGACCCCUGCACCCACAUGGGAGACCUGGAAGAAGCUCCUGGCUCCUGGCUUUGGAUCAGCUCAGCUCUGGCCAUUGUGGUCAUUUGGGGAGUGAACCAGCAGAUGGAAGACCUCUCUCUCUCUCUCUCUCUCUCUCUCUCUCUCUGGCUCUACCUCUGUAACUCUGACUUUCAAAUAAAUAAAAAUAAAUCUUUAAAAAAAAUUAAAGAGAGAUAGGUAGGAAUUUUCCAAUAAGCAGGUACUUUGUGACUUCCUAGCUUCCUUACAGAAAUGAACUCCUUGACAAACAUCCUCUGUCAUGCUGGCAGGGCUGUUGAGGGGGCAAUGAAGUCACAGAAUCACAAAAGGUUGGAUCAGGCGUCUGAUCAGGGACCCAAGCCCCUUCGGUCUUUGAUCCUCCUGGAAUCAUGUCGCAUUCUGUGUACUGGAACUUGUUCCAGGUGUCAGGAAAUUCUCAGGGGUUCUGACAGUCUCUCUGACGUCAAGAAUUGCUGAUCUGGGGCCGGUGCUGUAGUGUAGGUUGAGCCUCCGUCUGCAGUGCCGGCAUCCCGUAUGGGCACCAGUUUGAGUCCUGGCUGUUCCAUUUCCAAUCCAGCUCCCUUCUAAUACGCCUGGGAAGGCAGUGGAAGAUGGCCCAAGUACUUAGGCCUCUGCUAGCCAUGUGGGAAACCCAGAAGAACAUCCUGGCUUCAGCCUGACCCAGUCCCAGCUGUUGUGACCAUUUUGGGAGUGAACCAGUGGAUGGAAGGUCUCUCUCCCCCCUCCCUUUCUCUCUCUCCCCUCUUUUUCUCCCCUUCUCUCUCUGUAUCUCUGCCUUUCAAAUAAAUCUUAAAAAAAAAAAAAAAAGGCAUUUCUGAUCUGUUUGGUUACGUACAAAGCUGGAGCCAGAAUCCCUCUGCAUCGCUCUUGCCUCUCUCCCCCACUUUGUGUAUACCUUCAGUGGAACCCAUCCACAUAUUUUCAGAGGCAACUCAUUUCUUUCCUGCCUUAAAAUAUAAAUGCAUUUCAUUUGAAUAAGUAUGAUUCAUGUACAUGGAAAAAAGUAUGCACAGCAUGUUGUAUAUCAUAUACAGCUUUUAUCCAUUUUAUUUUAUUUAUUUUUUAAAGAUUCUUUUAAAGAUUUAUUUAUUUGAUAGAGUUACAGAGAGAGAGAGAGGGAGAGAGAGAGAGGUUUUCCAUCCGCUGGUUCACUCCCCAGAUGGCUGCAACGGCCAGAGCUGCGCUGAUCCGAAGCCAGGAGCUUCUUCUGGGUCUCCCACAUGGGUGCAGGGGCCCAAAGACUUGGGCCAUCUUGUACUGCUAUCUUAAAGAUUUAUUUAUUUAUUUAUUUGAAAGUCAGAGUUACACAGAGAGAGAAGGAGAGCCAGAGGCAGAGAGAGGUCUUCCAUCCUCUGGUUCACUCCCCAAUUGGCUGCAAUGGCUGGAGCUGUGCAGAUCCAAAGCCAGGAGCCAGGAGCUUCUUCCAGGUCUCCCACAUGGGUGAGGGUCCCAAGGACUUGGGCCAUCUUCUACUGCUUUCCCAGGCCACAGCAGAGAACUGAGUUGGAAGUGGAGCAACCAGGACUCGAACUGGCACCCAUAUGGGAUGCCAGCACUGCAGGCGCUGGCUUUACCUGCUAUGCCAUAGUGCUGGCCUUUGUCCAUUUUAAAAAGUUACAGAAUGAUAAUGCAUUUAUCAGAGGUAUAUAGUCUGUUUUAGUAUCUCUAACAAAUGUUUUUAUUUAUAAAGUCUUUAAAAACUUUUAUAAACAUUUUCAAUAUAUACAAAAGUAGCAGAAAUAGUAUAAUCCCUAUUACCCAUCACCCAGCUUCAACAAUUACCAUUGUAUUUGCCAAGCUCAUUUUAUCUGCACCUUCUGCUAGCUAGUUAUUUUUUUCUUCAAGCUUAUUAAGGUAUAAUUUAAUACUGUAAAGUCACCCAUUGUGAUUAUACAGUUCAGUGAGUUUGGGGUAUGUGUGUACUUAUGCAGCCAUCCCCACAGUGGCACGAGGUUUUAGAGCAUUUGUAUUACCCCAACAAAUUCCCUCACAGGCAGAGGAUUGAUAUACUGCUGGUCCCUGUUCCCACAGGCAGCCAGCUGCUGAGCUGCUUCUGUCCCUUUGGAGUUGCCUUUUCUGGAUAUUUCCUGUAGCUUGAGUCAUGCGGUGUAUAGACCUUUGCAUCUGCCUUCUUUUUCUUAGCACAAUAUGUUGUUUUAUUUUGCUAAGAUUUUCUAUGUCUUCAUUUUCUAAAAACUCCCCAAAUGCCUGCAACAGCCAAUGGUAGACCAGGCUGAAGCCAGGAGCCUAGAACUCCAUCCGGUCUGCAACAGCCAAUGCUGGGCCAGGUUGAAGCCAGGAGCCUAGAACUCCAUCCGGUCUGCAACAGCCGAUGCUGGGCCAGGUUGAAGCCAGGAGCCUAGAACUCCAUCGGGUCUUCCCACAUAGGGGGCAGGGACCCAGUUACUUCAGCUGUCAUGACUGCCUCCCAGGGUGCACAUUAGCAGGAAGAUAGAAUGGGGAUGGGGUAAAUAGUCAGGACUCAAACCCAGGUACCCUAAUGUGGACCAGGAUCAUCCUCACCUGUGUCUUAACCAUUCCUGGUGUAUCAUCAGCAUUCAGUAAAUGCUUCCUGCUGUUUUUAUCAGUAUCAUCAUUACAUUCUCAUCAUCCUGCAGUGCAGCUCACCUGCCUCAGAAAAAUGUCCCUGUUCCUCCACGUUCUGGCUGGAUGACCAUGGACAAGUUGUUUACACUUCUGGCUCUCAGUUUUACUGUAAUGGUCAUCUGCAAAAUGGUGACAGAAAUUUCAAAGUAGCUGUCAUUGUGAGGAUGGCACAGUCAGUUUCUGUAAGGUGUUCAGCACAAAGCAAAGGGCUCUGUAAAUAGUACAUGGAAGGAAGGGACUGUGCCCACCAGAUCACCUUGUGCUAAGGAGGUGUGAUGGCUUAUCACUUUUCUGGAGUUGUUUUCCUGCUAGGAUGGGUAUUGCCCUAUUUUUGUGUCUUGUUUGGUGUGUGAGUCUACCUGCUCCAUUGGUUUGAGACUUUGAAACAAAAGUGUUUUGAAGUCAUUCAGGAUUUGUUUUUCGUUUCCCUGCAACCUGAGCUCGCAGGGAGCCCAUGAGAUCCCCAGGGUGGUGUAUCAGCUAAAUGUGGAGGAUUCUGUUUCAGAAGAAGGUUAGAACAGAAGUUAACUUCUUAGAUUUAAUUGCCUUGAUAAUCAGAGGAGAUUGUAAUCCUCUGCCCUGGCUUCAAAUCUCAUAUCAAGUAGGGCUGAGUGGUCUGGUGCAGGCUUCGUAGAGGAACACAAGUUUUUGAUUAGCAAGAAAUAAUGGUAAUUUUACACAGAAGGGUAGUGGCUUACUGAUUAUUGUUUUCCAGUCUGUGUUCUCUGAAGCGCCCCCUUCUGCCACAUGGAGCUAUCCUUAUAAACAAGGACACAGGGCCCAGCAAAGUUGUUUGCCCAAAGCAUACAGCCAAGGUGGGCAGUAUAACCCCCAUCCUUACCUUGGGAUCCAAGCUCAGUGUUUUCCCCUCUAUAUGACAGCUGCCUCUCUAUUGUCAUUGUGUAGGUUUAAACCUGGUCAGAAUGAAAUACAGACCCAGCACCUUCCUUCUGAGAGGUGUGUUCCACCUAGGGCAGCCUUUUAUACCUUGACCCUGACUGCACUUUAGGAUCACCUGAAGUGGUGCUUCCUAAACUUUAACUUGUGGAAUCUGCAGAAAGAUAGGUUCUGAUUCACUGCUUCUCAUCAGGGCCUGGAAUUCUGUAGGGCUUUAGUUUUUUAUUACUGUUGGUUUGUUUUCAAGAUUUGUUUAUUUUCUUUAUUUGGUAAGGUUGAGUGGAAGAGCGACAGCUCUCCCGUCCACUGGCUCAUUCUCCCAGUUGGCCAUAACAGGCAGGGCUGGGCCAGGCUGAAGCCAGGAGUCCAGAACGCCAUCUGCUGCUUCCCAGCUGCAUUAGCAGACAGCUGGAUUGGGAGCUGCAUAGCUGGGAUUUGAACUGAUAACUCUGCUAUGGGAUGCAGGUGUUCCAAGUGGCUUUGCCUGCUAUGCCUAGUGCCUGCUUGGAGAGAUUCCGUGUCUCUAACACGCUUCCAGACAAUAGUGAUGCUGCUUUCCACAGAUCUCACUUUGAGUAGUGAGGAUCUAGAAACUUCAAAAAUGCUGAUUCCAGGGACCAGUCUCUCAGAGAUUCUGUCUUUUAAUUGGUCAGGAUGACCAGUAAUCUGGGACAAAAACCUUAGCACUGGUAUUUUUUAAAGCUCCUAGGCUGUUCUGUGUGCAUUCGUUUAGAGGGUACGGGGUGACAGAUGUUCUCAAGGAUUCUCAGCCUAGGUCCUUUGUCAGACGGAAAGGUGGGAGGUAUCAAGAACUCCUUAAAUGUGAGAAUAUUUAAAAAAAAUCAGAUUCUUGGCUGGCACCGCAGCUCACUAGGCUAAUCCUCCCCUUGUGGUGCUGGCACCCCGGGUUCUAGUCCCGGUCGGGGCACCGGAUUCUGUCUCAGUUGCUCCUCUUCCAGUCCAGCUCUCUGCUGUGGCCCGGGAAGGCAGUGGAGGAUGGUCCAAGUGCUUGGCCCUGCACCCUCAUGGGAGACCAGUAGGAAGCACUUGGCUCCUGGCUUUGGAUCGGCAUAGCGCGCCGGCCGUGGCGGCCAUUUGGGGGGUGAACCAACGGAAGGAAGACUUUUCUGUCUCUCUCUCACUGUCUAUAACUCUCUCUCUCUCUCUCUCUCUCUCUCUCUCUCUUUUACUAACUCUGCUCCUGGCCAAAAAAAAAAAAAAAAAAAAAUCAGAUUCUUGGGGCUGGCACUGCAGCAUAGUGGGUAAAGCCAUCAUCUGCAGUGCCAGCAUCCCAUAUGGGCACUUUGUGUCCCCGCAGCUCCACCUCCAGUCUGGCUCUCUGUUGUGGCCUGGGAAAGCAGAAGAAGAUACAGCAAAGUUUAAAAAUCAUAGCACUGGGGCUGGCAUUGUGGUGUCGUGUAUAAGGCUGCCAUCUGCAAUGCUGGCAUCCCGUGUGGGCACCAUUUUGAGUCCCAGUUGCUCCACUUCCAAUCCAGCUCUCUGCUAAUGUGUCUGGGAAAGCAGGAGAGGAAGGCCCAAGUACUUGGGCCCCUGCACCCACAUGGGAGCCCCGGAAGAAGUUCUUGGUUCUUGGCUUUGGACCAGCCCAGAUCCGGCCGUUGCAGCCAUUUGGGGGGUGAACCAGAGGAUGGAAGGUCUCUCUCUUCUCUUUCCUCUCUCCUCUCUCCUCCUCCCCCACUCUCUUCCUCCAUCCCUCUCUCCCCCUCUCCUUCGCUCCCUCCCUCUCUUUGUAACUCUGCCUUUCAAAUAAAUAAUUUUUUAAAAAAAGUUUAAAGAAAAGGAGUCAUAGUGUUCCACUCAUGUGUGAAUGUUUCGGAUUUUUAUCAUCAGAGGUUAGUGGUGCUUCCUUUAGUAAGGAUUUAUUGGGUACCUCUAUCAACAAAGCUAAGUAAGCGAUUAGUACAGGUGGGGAAAUAGCAUAGCAGGUAUGUAAACAGCCACAACUCAGUACGCAAAGUGCUGUAGUGGGGCCUUAAACAAGCACAGACUAAAGUAUUUGUCAGACAAUUUAAGCAACAGUUUUCAAACAUGACAGGUAUGAACGUUUACUCGUGUACUAGAUAAUGUUUUCAUUCUCUUGCUUCCAGUAUUGUCAAUCACUUAGUACCUUGAAAAGGCAGGAGGGAAGAGAAUACUUCCCCCUGUGAGUGUCCAAGGGGUUCUUGAAGGAAGAAGCAUUGCACCCGGACCUGGAAAAUGUAGGUAGGACUUGCACAAGGCAGGUCAGGUGUCAAAAAACAACCUGAACAAGUCUGCUUACAGGGACCACCUCUGUGUCUCCUCUGAGCUCCUGUUUUUCCUACUUACAUCUAAACUUUAAAACAUCCCCACUCAAGAAAUAUAUCGUCAUUUUUAAUGACUACUUAAAUGAAUAAAUAAAUAUAACCUAUGCCACUAGUACUGAGCAUCUUACUAUUAAACAGUGAACUAUUUCAGGACUUUAAAUAAUGCCAUUGUGAACGCAGUUUCGUGUAUAUUUUGAUAUGCUUGCCAUAUUUUUCUUAACAUGACUACAAAGUAGAAUGACAGGGUCAAAGACUGCACUUGUAGGAAGGGCCUUAUUUUUUUCUUUUAAAAAUUUGUAAGGGACUUGCCUGGCAUAGCAGGAAUGCCUGUAACACCAGCAUUCUAUAUGGGCAGUGGUUCAUGUUCUAGCUGUUCUACUUCCAAUCCACCUCCCUGCUUAAGUGCCUGGGAAAGCAGCUAAAGAUGACGCAGGUACUUGGGCCCCUGCCACUCACGUGGGAGACCCAGACAAAGCUCCUGGCUCCUGGUUUUGGCCCAGCUCAUCCCUGGCCAUUGUAGCCAUUUGGGGAUGGAAGAUCUCCCUUUAUCUCUCUCUCCUCCCCCCCCCCCCCGCCCUCUCUCUCUGUAACUCUGCCCUUCAAAUAAAUUAAAUAUUUUUUUAAAAAUUUAAUUUAUUUGUCUGAGAGAGGAGAGCUCUCAACCACUGGUUCACUUCCCUUACCCACAGUGGUCAGGACUGGGGCUAUGCCAGAGGCAGGAACUUAAUCCAGAUCACCCAUGUAGGUGGCAGGGACCCAAUUACUUGAACUAUCACUGGCUGCCUCCCAGGCUGUACAUUAGCAGGAAGCUGGAAUUGGGAGCAGAGCUGGUACUUAAACCCAGGUACUUUGAUAUCCAUCAGCAUCUGAACCACUCAGCCAAACACUCACCCUUGGGAGGCCCUUUUUUUUUUUUUUUUUUUUUUUGACAGGCAGAGUGGACAGUGAGAGAGAGAGACAGAGAGAAAGGUCUUCCUUUUGCCGUUGGUUCACCCUCCAAUGGCCGCCGCGGCCGGUGCACUGCACUGAUCCGAUGACAGGAGCCAGGUACUAUCCUGGUCUCCCAUGGGGUGCAGGGCCCAAGCACUUGGGCCAUCCUCCACUGCACUCCCUGGCCACAGCAGAGAGCUGGCCUGGAAGAGGGGCAACCGGGACAGAAUCCGGCACCCCAACCGAGACUAGAACCCGGUGUGCCGGCGCCACAAGGCAGAGGAUUAGCCUAGUGAGCCGCGGCGCUGGCUGGGAGGCUUUUUAAUACACAGACCAACCUGCCUCUCAGAAGUGAUUCAUGGAGUGGCCAGGCAGCCCAGCUCCGCGAAGGCUCUCAGCGCGCCGCGGCACGCAGGCACCCGGCAUGCGCCCUCCGCGCCGCCAGGAUGCCCAAGAGGAAGGUCAGCUCUGACGAGGGGGCGGCCAAGGAGGAGCCCAAGAGGAGGUCGGCGCGCUUGUCAGUGAAGCCGGCCCCCACGAAGGUGGAAGCGAAGCCCAAGAAGGCCGCCGGGAAGGAUAAGUCAUCAGACAAGAAAGUGCAAGCAAAGGGGAAGAGAGGAGCAAAGGGAAAACAGGCCGAGGUGGCUAACCAAGAAGCUAAAGAAGACCUGCCUGCAGAAAACGGACAGACGAAAAACGAGGAGAGUCCAGCCUCUGAUGAAGCAGAAGAGAAAGAAGCCAAGUCUGAUUAAUACCGUGACACAUAUCAGUGGUCCCUGUCUCCCUUCUUGUACAAUCCAGAGGAAUAUUUUUAUCAACUAUUUUGUAAAUGCAAGUUUUUUAGUAGCUCUAGAAACAUUUUUAAGAAGGAGGGAAGCCCACCUCAUGCCAUUUUUUAAGUGUAAAUGAUUUUUUUUAAGAGGUGAAAUCAUUUGCUGGUUGUUUAUUUUUUGGUACAACCAGAAAAUAGUGGCAUGUUGAAUUCUGGGAGGCUUUGACUGUCUUGGAUGUCAGCUUAACAUUCCAUAGGUGGGGGUGGUUUUUAUAUCCUACAGUACAGCGCAUACUAAAUGGCAAUUUGGAGUCUCAAUUGUGCAUUUAAUCUGUCUUGAAUAUUUUCAGUUACUUCUCCCAUGUUUUGUAGAAUUGUUUCCUACAGAAAACCACUCCUAGUUCUGUCAGAACCAUGUGCACUCUGUAACAUCUUUGGUUGUGGUAGUCCAGUUUUCCUAAUGAUUUUGUUAAUGUGCCAUGAAAGAUUGAAAAUUUGAGUGUCGUGUAUAUGCUAUUAUAUUGUGAAUGGGUGGGAUUUAUGUAACAGCAACAUUUGAAGAUACUUGUACUUGAUAGCCUCUUAAGGAAGAGUUGCCUCCAGAUUUGAAGCUGGAAAGUCACUGGAAUAACUUUUAAAAAAUGAAUGACAAUUCAUGGCUUUUUAGAUUUUUGGUACGUAUGUUAAGAAUUGUGUACAAAUUAAAAUGUAUGUGCUGAUUCUCAACACCAAUAAAAUCUCAAUUAUGGACAAAAAAAAAAAAAAGAAGUGAUUCAUAGCCGGCGCCAUGGCAGGGUCCCAUGCACUUGGGCCAUCUUCCCCAGCUUUUCCCAGGCCAUUAGCAGGGAGCUGGCUCAGAAGUGGAGCAGCUGGGACUCAAACUUGUACUAAUAUGGUUGCUGGCAUCGCAGGUAGCAGCUUUACCCACUACACCACAGUACUGGCCUCAAGGAUUAUCUGGUUUUCUAGAUUAUUUUUCAAAACGUCAGGGUUGAUAUUUCCCCCCUAGACUUUUGGAAUUAUCAUACCAACAAUGCAGGAUUUGUCUCUUAUUUGGAGUAUCUAGAACAUUGGAAUGGAGGAGAAUUAGAGGAAAGAGGGCAGGGUUUGUUGUUCUCGCGUGAAGCCCUCGCAGUCUAGCAGUUGACAGAGGAGUGUUAGCAGAGGGUUCCCAGAAGCAGGUCCCGACUCUUCAGAUGACUGGUCAAGUGAGGAGGUUCUCUAACGGAGAGGAAAUCAGAUGCUGUCACUGAGCACAGUCAGGCUUUCCAUUGCUGUCCAAAUGAAAGGAGGAAAAGCUCCUUGGUGGUCGUGUGUGGAAGGGCGUCCCAUAGUGUAGAGCCUUCCCUCGGGCGUGCAGGAACGUCUGAGGAGGGCUUUCCAAGGAAGUGGUCAGAAGCCCUGGAGAGCUGGAGGGGGCAGAACUGUUUCUCAUUUGCAGUGUUUGAACUAUUGACUAUGUACACUUCAUUGUUUCAAAAAAUUUUGAGCUGUUUUUUUUUAAUAUUUUAUUUUAUUUAUUUGAAAAGGUUACAGAGAGAGGCAGGUAGAGAGAAAUGUCUUCCAUCUACCUGUUCACUCCUCAAAUGACUAAAAUAGCUGGAGCUGAGCUGAUGCGAAGCCAGGAACCAGGAGCUUUUUCCUGGUCUCCCAUGUGGGUGUAGGGGCCUAAGCACUUGGGUCGUCUUCUACUGCUUUCCCAGAUGCAUCAGCAGGGAGCUGGAUGGGAAGUGGAGCAGCCAGGACUCAAACCGGCACCCAUAUGAGAAGCCAAUGCUGCAGGCCAAGGCUUUAACCCGUUGCACCACAGCGCCAGACCCAAGCUGGUGUUUUUUAAAAAGCCUUACUUGUCCAUGGCUAUGUAACAUGUUAACAUUAGGAGAAACUGGGUGAAAGGUAUAUAGGAUCUUGGUUGUAUCUUUGCAAGUCUUUUGCAAAUCCAGAUUCACUUAAAAAUAAAAAGAUUAAGUGUAAAAGACUAAAGGGAAAAAAUGUCUUCCUGUAAGGAAUCCUUCCCCGUGAGGCAAUUUUCUACCUUCUAAUCUUGUCUCCUUCCUUCCUUCCUUCCUUCCUUCCUUCCUUCCUUCCUUCCUUCCUUCCUUCCUUCCUUCCUUCCUCUUUCUCUCCCUUCCUUCCUUUUCUUUUUC
Molecule: messenger RNA, 17488 nt
Organism: Oryctolagus cuniculus (rabbit)
Lineage: Eukaryota; Metazoa; Chordata; Mammalia; Lagomorpha; Leporidae
Source: RefSeq, a predicted model, not a curated record